Messenger RNA from Ruditapes philippinarum (Manila clam), 5420 nucleotides. RefSeq names its product sushi, von Willebrand factor type A, EGF and pentraxin domain-containing protein 1-like. The record is from RefSeq and is a predicted model, not a curated record. Gene Ontology annotation, biological process: cell-matrix adhesion. Lineage: Eukaryota; Metazoa; Mollusca; Bivalvia; Venerida; Veneridae. The transcript is spliced from 27 exons. Bases 1 to 5220 code for a protein of 1739 amino acids. Gene Ontology annotation, molecular function: calcium ion binding.
AUGAAGCAUGCAGCUAAUAGGACACUUUUGAAUGGUGACACUAAAGUCAACGAUACGGCAGAAGUUACGUGUGAUUUAGGUUACUACGAUUCUUACCAGAACCAAACAACGGGUGUAUCAAAACGUACACUUAUAUGCUCUAACACGGGGAAAUGGACAAAUACUUCCAAAUGCGUUCCUAAAGAUUGCCAUGAUGUUAAAGUCAUCACCAUAGUUCAUGCGGCACAAAGGCGUUACAAUGACACAAAAUUCAAUUCUACAGCAGAAAUAGAUUGUAAAGAUGGAUAUUAUAAUCCAAGAGAAAGUCAAACAACUGAAACAUCAACUGCUAUAAUCAGAUGUUCUGAACAAGGAACUUGGACCAACAUACCUAGUUGUAUACGCAAAGAUUGCGGAUCUCUUGAAAUGUUAAAUAUAUCAAAUGCUGCAAACAGACUCAUAUUUACUGACACAAAAUACGGAUCCAAUGCUGCUGUAACAUGUAUAACAGGGUACUAUGAUAAGAAUAAAGCCCAGAUGAAAGGAUUAUCAUCCACAUUGAUCAAAUGUUCUGAGAACGGAACGUGGGUUAAAGUGCCAAACUGUGUCAGAAAAGAUUGCGGAAACCUAACAGAUAUCCCGAUAACUUAUGCUGUUCACAGACGUCUACAUGCAAAUACAACAUUUGAAUCAAUAGCUGAUAUAGACUGCGAUGACGGAUAUAACAUUAAAGGAAGAAAUCAAACAGCCGGAAUAUCAACCCAAAGCAUAACAUGUUCUGAUACAGGAACAUGGAUCAAUGUGCCAGAAUGUGUUCCUAAAGAUUGUGGAAGACUGGACCAACUAAAUUUAUCAAACGCGAAAGAUAGAAGCCUUAUCAAUCAAACCACAAAUUUUACAUCACUGGCGAAUAUAAGUUGUGAUGAGGGAUAUAAGGAGUUAAAUAGAAGUCAGGUACUAGGAAUAACAUACACUGUGCUUAGAUGUAACGAAAACGGAACGUGGGCAAAUCUUCCGAAUUGUGUCAGGAAAGAUUGCGGGACCGUCGAUCAACAAAACCUUACAAAUGUAGCAUUAGCAAAACUGCAUCAUGACACCAAGUUUAACUCUACAGCAGAUGUAGUAUGUGAUAGUGGUUACUAUAACGAACAUGGAACUCAAACAGCUGGACGGUCAACAACUACACUAACAUGUUCCAAGAAUGGAACCUGGGUGAAUCUACCAUCUUGCGUACCGAAAGAUUGUGGACAACUAGAAAACUUAACCCUGACUUAUGUCAAUGAAAGGAAUUAUAUGAACGGCACGGUGUUUACAUCAAUCGCAAACAUGACCUGUGAUAUUGGUUUUAAAGAUAAAGACGAAGACCAGACCGAACAUAUAUCCACCACAAUUAUAACCUGUAGUGAAACAGGAAACUGGACGAAUUUACCAACCUGUAUAAGAAAAGAUUGUGGAAAUGUAACAUAUUUAAACAUCAGUAAUGCAGAAAAAAGACGUCAAAAGAAUGGUACAGAGUAUAAUUCAACUGCUGAAAUAGACUGUGAUGCAGGAUUUCAUAACAAGGAUGUCAAUCAAACAAGCGCAAUAUCAACAACAACUAUAACAUGCUCUGAUAGAGGAACAUGGAUUAAUAUACCUACAUGCGUCCCCAAAGAUUGUGGACAAUUACCUUUACCAUCACAUGGUACAAUCAGCUUUGUCUCAAAUAGGACUACAUUUGCAUCUAAGGCAGUGUAUAACUGCGACGAUGGCUAUCAAAUAAAUGGGUCUGACAGUAUAGAAUGCAAGGCUACUGGGAAAUGGAGCGAUUAUACAACAUAUUGUCAGAUAAAAGACUGUGGACAAGUAUCACCCCCAGCAAAUGGUGUAAUAAUUCUUCAUCAGGACAGUACUGUUUACGGUUCCAAUGCUUCAUACAUCUGUGAUGAGGGCUACAUCAUGAAAGGUCAAGCAAACAUAACAUGCCAAGCAUCAGGAAACUGGGAUUACAAUACAACUUAUUGCGAAAUAAAAGAUUGUGGGAUGCCAAAUGUUCUGCAAGACGGCUAUGUUUCUGCUCCAAAUGGUACAAAAUUUGAAGCUAUCGUUGAAUUCAAAUGCCAGCCUGGAUAUACUCUACAUGGGGAUAAUACUACAAGUUGUAUGCCAGAUGGAAAGUGGAACAAAUACACUGUGAAUUGUACUCAAAAUAAAUGUAACCAAGCUGAAGAUAUAGAUCAUGGUUCUGUUAACACAACUGAGUCGGGUGCAAUUUAUGAAUGCGAUAUUGGGUACACAUUAAAUGGAAGUCAUACACUAUUUUGUCAACUUGACGGUACAUGGAACUCAGAACCACCAACUUGUAAUGUUACAGAUUGUGGGGAAAUAAUACCACCAAUACAGGGAUCGGUAUCACUCAUUUUAAAUGAAACAACCUUCAAUGCAACUGCAAUGUUUAACUGUGAAACGGGCUAUGAACUUACUGAUGAUAAAAUGGCAAGAUGUAAUGCCUCUGGUCAAUGGACAAGAAACCCAGAAUGCAAAAUUAAGGACUGCAAGAGGCCUCCGGAUCUUGCAAAUGGAAAUGUUAGUACCACUAACGGAACAACAUAUGAGUCUGUUUCAACAUUCACGUGUGACCUAGGUUUUACAUUGGAAGGUGACAACAGUUCCAAAUGCACUGAAAAUGGCACAUGGACACUAUACAAUACUUCGUGUGUAAUAAAUGACUGCCACUCUCCUGAAAUGCCAAUAAACGGCAACGCUACGGCUAUCAAUGGAACAACUUACUUGUCAAUUGCAAGAUACGUGUGCGACAAAGGAUUUGAUCUACAUGGAUCAAAUAAAACAAUUUGUCAGGCUAAUGGGUCAUGGAGUGGAACAAAACCAACAUGUAAUAUAAAAGACUGUGGUGCCCUUCAAAAUCCAACAAAUGGCAAGGUUAACACAGACAAUGGGACAGAAUAUCAGUCUGUAGCCACAUUCACCUGCGAUAAGGGCUAUACGUUAAUUGGUGAUAAUAUGACAAGUUGUGAAUCAUCCGGGAACUGGAGUCUUCACAGUCUCAUUUGCACUAUCAAUGAUUGUGGACCACGAACAGAACCAGUAAAUGGUUCUGCCUAUUUCUCAAAUGGAACAACAUAUCAGUCAUUGAUGACAUUCGAAUGCGAUACAGGUUUCGAAAUGAAUGGUAUAAACACAUCUGUAUGUCUAGCUAACAGUACAUGGAGUCACGUUGUCCCUAAAUGUAUCAUUAAAGACUGCCACGAACCUAAAGAAACUUUAAAUGGAACAACUGUCAAGGUGAACAAUGGAACAAAGUAUAAAGACAAACUGAACUAUAGUUGUAACACUGGAUACGAUUUAAAAGGAAGCGAUUCUGCUGUCUGUCAAGAAAAUGCAACAUGGAAUGUCGAACCUCCUGAAUGUAAAAUUAAAGACUGUGGGAACCCGAAUGAAACAACCCAUGGAACGAUUUUCAAAACGGGCACUACAUAUAAAGAAAACGUUACAUAUAGCUGUAAUGCAGGAUACGAAACAACCGACGCCGUUUUUGCCACAUGUAACUCAAGUGGAAAUUGGAGCAGACCUGCUCCUGUUUGCAAAGACAUAAAUGAAUGUGCUCGUUACACAAACGACUGUGACUUGCAAGCUAUCUGUAGCAACACUGAGGGGUCUUACACAUGCAAGUGUCCAGACAAGUACACCGAUAAUUCCAAGAAUGGGGAAACCGGUCGAGACUGUCAAGACAUAGAUGAGUGUGCAGAUUGGAAUAAAAGUCAAUGUAAUAAGAAAGGAUCACAGUGUGUUAAUUACCAUGGAGGGUACGUCUGUGUUUGUCAUCGAGGAUGGACUGGCACUCGCUGUGAAAAUGAUAUUAACGAGUGUAACGAUACAUCUACUUGUGGGGUAGAAGCUUAUUGUACUAAUUUUGACGGAGGUUAUAAUUGCACGUGCAAUAAAGACUUCCCGAAAGGAGACCCGACAUUUCAUUGCUAUAAAAAGGUUAUCAUUGAAUUGAAGACACCUGUAGUACCGUUCAGGGGAGAUAAUGAGUUGAUCAACUCUUUUCCUAUACACAACAGGUUUCCUUAUUUUGGAAAGGAGUAUAAAUCUUUUAGACCGAAUAUGAAUGGUUUUAUCACACUUGGCUUUCAACCCUUGUAUCAGAACUAUGGGCCAGAAACCCCUUCUAACUGGAAGACAUUUAGCGAAGGUCGAACUGUGAUAGCUCCAUUCUGGACAAAUCUAGACUCUACUAAUCUCACUGGAGGUGUUUUUGUCCAUCUCAUGGAAUACUACAGAGGUAAUAUGAAUGAUAGUCGACACAAAGACCUGGAAAAGCUGGGAGACAUAUUUUCAACGUCCUUUAACCUUACAGAUUUUCGCCCGCGUGUUGCUAUUGAAGUCACGUGGUUGAACGUUACAAAAUCAUCCUAUAUUAUACCAACAAGACUCAUAAAAUCUCAAAAUGUGACAAUGCAAUUGAUUCUUAUUUCGGAUGGUAUAUAUUCAUACCUAAUGUUUAACUACGAUCAUGAGCAAUGGUCACUUAAACUCGACAAGAAUAUACCAAGUUCUGCCGGCUAUAGUUGCAAAGACAACGAUGUUUAUAUCUUGGCAACAAGCAAAAAUGCAAGUUAUUUGAACCAACAUACCAACGUUGAGACGGGUCCUGAUGGAAGAUGGAUAUUCAACGUUACAGAUCAUGAUCAGAUUACAAGUGCCGUUUUAAAAAACGAAUCAGAGUGUCUGAAAUUUAGUAAAAAUGAAACAAUAAGAAUUUGGAUAUCGAAACAGCGAUUGUUAUCGUACGCAUGUCCAUGUACCCAGCAACAGAUGGACCUCGACUACAGUUACCGUAUUGUGGAACCAAUGUAUGAGAAUGCAAGUCCUAAACCAACAUGUUAUGAGGCGUGGUUCUUUAACAAUGAUGGGGUGAAGCAGACAUGCUGUUACAGUUAUGGAGCUUUGAAGAAGGAUUUUACAGGAGGUGGUUUUGCAACUUUCGAGCCAGACCCUUACAAUAUUAUGCAAUAUUUCUACAUGUGCUGCGACCCAAAGACUGACAGACACCAGUGCCAUCUAUUUUAUGAAAUGAAUCCGCCUGAUGACUGUUCAAGAUUUCAACCUGCGGACGAACCCAUUAGCAGGCACAAGCGUUCACUUUUUGGUUUCUGGAAUAGUGGUGCUUGUAAAUCAUAUUCAAGCGUUUCGUUUAUGAUGAUUGUUGUACUUGUAUUCAUAAAGAUAAUUAACUAACAAAAACAAUAUUCGUUGAUAUGAUGUUUUCAUUUUGUUAUUGUGGAAAGACUGAGGGGAGAUAAAACUAGAAAUUUGAGAAAAAAUGAAACACAUGUUUGCAUAUCAUGAAAACUUCUAAAACCUUCAAAAUGUGGAUCAAAUAUACUUCUUUCUAAACAAUUUUGUUUUUGUCUGUGUAUUAAAAGUGUAUAAUUGUU